Sungouiella intermedia is the source of this 2262-nucleotide messenger RNA. NCBI's taxonomy places the organism in Eukaryota, Fungi, Ascomycota, Pichiomycetes, Serinales, Metschnikowiaceae. The record is from the annotation of a GenBank genome assembly.
AUGGCUGUAAGUACCAGCGCCAUUGCCGGAAUCGUCUCCGGACGCAACCCUUUGGAGUACUCCGCUUCAUCUCCUUACACGAUCUUCCUCUUUCAAGUGGUGAUCAUUGUCUUUUUUGCCCAACUACUCCAUUUCCCGCUCAAGAAGAUCCAACAGCCUCGUGUCAUCGCAGAGGUGUUGUCGGGUAUCAUUCUUGGACCCACCGUAAUGGGCCGCAUUCCGAAUUUUACCAAUACGGUGUUCCCCACAGCAUCUAAACCUGGACUCACCUUAGUAGCUAACGUGGGAAUCAUCUUGUUCUUGUUUAUUGUGGGGCUAGAAGUGGACUUGAACUACAUCAAGAAAAACGCUCGUGCGGCUUUCUCCGUGGGGAUUAUUAAUAUGGCCAUUCCAUUUGGUUUGGGAUGUGGGAUUGCCAGAGGUUUAUACGAUCACUAUAGAUUGACUGAGGUUGAUUUGCCGCCUGUUAAGUUUACCACAUACAUGGUGUUUAUUGCGGUGGCGUUGUGUAUUACUGCCUUCCCAGUUUUAGCUCGAAUUCUUGUGGAACUUAAUUUGAUUGGCGAUAAGGUGGGUAAUGUUGUGUUGUCAGCAGGUAUCAUCAAUGACUUGACCGGAUGGAUCUUGCUUGCACUCGUAGUGACUUUGGCAAACGCAGGUAAUGGUGUGAACACUGUUUAUAUUCUCCUUUUGACGUUGGCUUGGUUUUUACUUUUGAUGUAUCCCGUCCGGAUGGCCAUCACAUUUUACCUCAGAAGAUUCACCAAUGAAUUGACUACAGGAGAACCAUCACAAUUACUGAUGUUGCUUAUUCUUGUUCUCGUGUUCAUCUCAUCCUUCUACACUGAUAUCAUUGGAGUUCACCCGAUCUUUGGUGCAUUCAUGGUUGGGGUUAUCUUACCUCGCGACAAUGGUUUUGUGAUUCGAAUCACAGAAAAGCUUGAGGACUUGGUGUACAUUGUGAUGAUUCCAGUAUAUUUUACCCUUGCUGGUUUGGGUGUGAAUCUUGGACAGCUUAAUACCGGAAUUGACUGGGCUUAUACCAUAGGUAUCAUUUUAUUGGCAAUGGUUGGUAAGAUCGCUGGCGGUUUUAUUGCAGCAAAAGCAAAUGGACUUUUCUGGAGAGAGUCCUUAAGUGUGGGUGUUUUGAUGUCGUGUAAGGGUAUUGUGGAAAUUGUGGUGUUGAAUGUUGGUUUAAAUGCCCACAUUAUUUCGUCUAGAGUAUACUCCAUGUUUGUUGUUAUGACGUUGGUCACCACUUUUUUGACGACUCCUUUAACGCUUUGGGUCUAUCCUGUGAGUUACCGAGAGAAACUUGCCAAAUAUUACGCUAGUGCUGAAAAUGGGGAGCAUGAAUUGCUUACAACCAAUGAAUUGACGGUGGAUAACUUAUCAAACUUCAGCCUCUCGGCUAUUGUCCUCUUGUUGAAAAAGAUUGACACUAUUCCGCAGCUCAUGUAUCUCAUCAGAGAUUUGGAAAUUGAUAGUCAAGACAGAGAAAUUCGUGCGAUCCAUAUUCGUGAGUUCACAUCAAGAACUUCGCACUUGUUGGAAGCUUCGAGCGCUGGAGAGAAGGAAACAAGGAACAACGAACAAGACUUCGCCAAUUCGACAUCUAUUUUGGCCAUCGUCAAUGCUUUUAGCUCCAUGCUCAACAUUAAAUUCUCUGCAAAGUCAAUUUUGGCUCCCCAACGGGCAUUUGCAGCCACAGUGAAUGAUCAGAUCACCAGCUCGUCCAAUUUUCUUUUGACGUCGGUCAGCAGCUUUUUAUUGUCACCAGAGGAGUCUGAAGUCACCAUGGCUGCCUACAAGGACUUAUUUACAGAAGUGGAUGCUUAUGUUGGAGUUUUGGUUACUAGUCAGCCUGCAAGAACUGAAUCCUUCAAAGCUAUCCAUUGCGUGUUAAACCACGAUAAUUUCUUGAGCUCUACGGAUUUGAUCUGCUUGCACUUGGUGAGAAAGUUAGCAGUGACCCACCAUAAUGUGCACAUUCAUAUUCGUUCCGCUGGAAACCAAAACAAGGAGUUUGAGAGUCAGUUUGAGGAGUAUAUCAAGUCGGCCGGUCCCAACGUCGAUCUUGAAAUCAACUACAUCAGAACGUUGGAAGAAUUCAUUGCUGAGUCCACAGCUAAAGAUAUUCAGCUUGAGAACGAUAUGUUAGUGUUGCCUUACGAUGUUGUGGAGUCGCAGGACGAGUUGCAACUUCUAAGAUUGGGCAUGAGACAAUUGUUUGACACCUUAAUUGUGAAGGCGAACGUCUAA